AGAGGCAUCUCGAUACCAGGACUACAAUAAAUAAAGGCAAGAGAUUAGAGAUAGUGACGUUAAUAAAACGAGAUGAAUGGAGCAGUUGCCGCCAUCAAAGCACUGCUUUUGAUCGGUAGGUUGCUGCAUUUGGUAACAUGGGGAGAAUCGGCUAUUGACGAUGACACGGCUUAUUACUGUAAUAUUUGUGCAAACCAUACUAUGUGCCUUUUUCCGUUUGAUGAUCCUGGUAAAAAUUGCCUGGGCAUUGAGAAUGGUAACCUAGAUGAUAAAGAAAUCAGGUGGAUUCUGCACAAGCAUAAUUCAUUUCGUAAUGACAUUGUAAGAAGUAAGAAAAGUCAUAAUGUAUGGUCAUUUUCCGAAAAUAUGAUGAAAAUGUUUUGGGACAAUGAACUUGCAAAAAUUGCACGCAGAUGGGUACUGCAGUGCAAUAUCUACGACAAAGACGAGUGCAGGAAUCUAGAACAAUUUCCCGUUAUGCAAAAUGUUAACACUCUGGAUUUAGAUGACGUAGGGAAUUACACAGCUAUGGAGCGGCUUGAAUUCCACUUGAAAAUAUGGUACGAUCAAUUAGAUAUCUCAAGAAAUUCUCUUGAAUAUAGUAUGGUGAAAAAAGUUGAGGAAGCUGAUUUGGCGACACCAUCUCUGAGAAAGAUGGGGUGUGCUCGCAUGACUUAUAACAUCGAUAUACACGGAGAGCGACUCAGUAGAGUCGAGUCAUUGGUGUGUAAUUACGGACCGACUAUCGAAAUCCAGGGACUCCUAGCAUCAUCUGAUACCACUGGAUGUAAAACAUUCAGCUUCCGAUAUCCGGAACUUUGUAAGAAGUUACAGGGACGAGAAUUGGUGGUGGAGAAGAACGAGGAGCUCUCUUUCCGGAUGUACGGUGGAGACGAGAACUGGCGACGACAGGGGUACACGGCAAACGUUGCUUCUGGUACUACUGCUGCCUCAUUCGACUAUCUUUUCCUCGUGAUGCUGAUGCUGCUACUACAUUACUCUCCCAUCCACUACAUACACCAUUUUAUCUUCACCUGACGAUGAUUACCUGGAAGUUCUUUUUAUGUUUUUCAUUGCAGUUGCAUU
Messenger RNA from Ceratosolen solmsi marchali, 1086 nucleotides. Its product is annotated as venom allergen 3-like. The transcript is spliced from 6 exons. The record is from RefSeq and is a predicted model, not a curated record. NCBI's taxonomy places the organism in Eukaryota, Metazoa, Arthropoda, Insecta, Hymenoptera, Agaonidae. Bases 73 to 1038 code for a protein of 321 amino acids.